This is a messenger RNA of Mycena citricolor, 310 nucleotides long. Lineage: Eukaryota; Fungi; Basidiomycota; Agaricomycetes; Agaricales; Mycenaceae. The record is from the annotation of a GenBank genome assembly.
UGGAUCGAUUACUUGCGGCGGAUGCCGCUGAGCUGUAUUCUGGCGCAUGGACUCCGAUCGACGGCAACGACGAGUCGAAACUGACGAUCAAAGUCAUGGAUGGAUCGCUCUGGAUGACUGAGCUGCGGCUCAAUGGUACUGACGUUCUCGGCGUGGUUUUGCCAGCUCCAGAGCCAAUCGCCCUUUGGUCUACAGGUCGUUUACACGAAUUCCGAAUGGUGUUUGCCUCGCCGUCCAAGAACUGCAUGUCUUCUUGGACUGCGAUUGACGAUGGGUACUCGCAGGGUCAUCCCAACGACCUUGUCUAUCU